Kwoniella shivajii is the source of this 423-nucleotide messenger RNA. RefSeq lists its product as uncharacterized. The record is from RefSeq and is a predicted model, not a curated record. The transcript is spliced from 3 exons. Gene Ontology annotation, cellular component: EKC/KEOPS complex. Bases 1 to 423 code for a protein of 140 amino acids. NCBI's taxonomy places the organism in Eukaryota, Fungi, Basidiomycota, Tremellomycetes, Tremellales, Cryptococcaceae.
AUGUCGACUGAAGAAAACCACGCUGGACCCUCAAGAGAAGGAUGGCAUACCACAACACUUGGAAUACCUUUUCACACAUCAGAACAUGCUGAGAUAGCUCGAAAAGCUUUGGAAGUAGACAAAGAACAAAAUGGGGUAUUUGUGUAUCGGGAAUUGUCAGUUGAGGGUGAAGUACUAAUAGCGAAAUAUGAAACAACGACAGUUCGACUAUUGCGCUUAUCGACGAAUUCUUUCUUAUCAAGUUUGGAUUUAGUGGUUAGGACGAUGACUUCAUUCGCACCUGAUCCGCAAGACCCGAUAAUAGCAGACGAAGAAUUGGAAAAGAUACGGGAUGACGCUAAUAGAGCUGCUGGAGGUGCAGGGAAAGGUAUAGAAUUGAGGGGUGAUGAAAGAGGUGCAGGGAGUGGUGAAGAAGUCAAGUAA